This is a messenger RNA of Dichotomopilus funicola, 1521 nucleotides long. Its product is annotated as WD40-repeat-containing domain protein. Gene Ontology annotation, biological process: mRNA splicing, via spliceosome. Bases 1 to 1521 code for a protein of 506 amino acids. Gene Ontology annotation, molecular function: protein binding. Gene Ontology annotation, cellular component: precatalytic spliceosome; catalytic step 2 spliceosome; Prp19 complex. The record is from RefSeq and is a predicted model, not a curated record. The transcript is spliced from 3 exons. NCBI's taxonomy places the organism in Eukaryota, Fungi, Ascomycota, Sordariomycetes, Sordariales, Chaetomiaceae.
AUGGCGACAGAAGUGGCCGCCGCCGCCGGCCCGGACGUAUCGCGCCUCGAAGCCCUCGUCCGCGACAACGCGCGCAAGGCCAAAUCCAUCUACGCCAACACCUCCUCCGACCCAUCAGCCGGCUCCCGCAAGCGCAUCAAACUCGACCCAGGCCUGGCCUCCGAAGACCCCGACCUCACGAAAUCAGCCCUCUCCCUGCGCCUCCACGCUGAGUAUGCCGACGUCCAGACCCUGCCCGAGUCCAUCGCGAAGAAGCUCCCUGCGGCCGGUGCUGCUGGCGCGCGGAGGAAGAAAGCUAAACCGGGAGCUGGAGCCGGGGAGGAGGCGCCGUCGAAGUCGGAGGAGCAUGCGAGGAAGUUGAUUGAGGGGAUACCGACUACUGGCAGUGGACCUAGCGGUGGUGGUGGUAAUUCCAACGCUCUCGUCCUCUCUCGCAACAAACCACCCUCCAACACCAACACCACCAAACCCCAAAACCGCAACGAACCCGCCAGCCUCUCCCUAGCCCGCCGCACAGACAGCAUGCUCGCACAACCGCGACCCGACUGGCACGCGCCAUGGAAACUGCAGCGCGUCAUCAGCGGACACCUAGGGUGGGUGCGGGCGCUGGCGGUGGAGCCGAACAACCAGUGGUUUGCGUCGGGGGCCGGGGACCGGACGAUUAAGAUCUGGGAUCUGGCGUCGGGCCGGUUGAGGUUGACGCUAACGGGGCAUAUUUCCACGGUGAGGGGAUUGGCGGUGUCGCCGAGGCAUCCGUAUUUGUUUUCUUGUGGGGAGGAUAAGAUGGUGAAGUGUUGGGAUUUGGAGACGAAUAAGGUGAUCCGCCACUACCACGGCCACCUCUCAGGCGUCUACGCCCUCCAACUGCACCCGACUCUCGACGUCCUCGUCACCGGCGGCCGCGACGGCGUCGCCCGAGUCUGGGACAUGCGCACCCGCAGCAACGUCCACGUCCUCUCCGGCCACACCGGCACCGUCGCCGACCUAGUCUGCCAAGAAGCCGACCCCCAAGUGAUCACCGGCAGUCUCGACUCGACCGUCCGCCUCUGGGACCUAGCCGCAGGCAAAACCAUGGGCGUGCUAACCCACCACAAAAAGGGCGUUCGCGCACUUGCGACACACCCGACGGAGUUUACCUUUGCGACGGGGAGUACGGGAAGCAUCAAGCAGUGGAAGUGUCCCGAGGGGGCGUUUAUGCAGAACUUUGAGGGGCAGAAUGCGAUUAUCAAUACGCUGGCGGUGAAUGAUCAGAAUGUGUUUUUCUCGGGAGGGGAUAAUGGGUCGAUGAGCUUUUGGGAUUGGAAGUCGGGGUAUCGGUUCCAGGCGCUGGAUACUACGGCCCAGCCCGGGUCGUUGGAUGCGGAGAGUGGGUUGAUGAGCUCGGUGUUUGAUAAGUCGGGGUCGAGGCUGAUUUGUGGGGAGGCGGAUAAGACGAUCAAAAUCUGGAAGGAGGACCCGAAUGCCACACAGGAGACACACCCGCUGGAGUGGAAGCCGACGUUGUCGAGGAGGAAGUUUUAG